Molecule: messenger RNA, 1593 nt
Organism: Peromyscus leucopus (white-footed mouse)
Lineage: Eukaryota; Metazoa; Chordata; Mammalia; Rodentia; Cricetidae
Gene: Slc16a13
Product: solute carrier family 16 member 13
Exons: 4
Coding region: 22-1308 (428 amino acids)
Biological process (GO): monocarboxylic acid transport; transmembrane transport
Molecular function (GO): monocarboxylic acid transmembrane transporter activity
Source: RefSeq, a predicted model, not a curated record
AGCGGCUUUGUUCCUUCCCGAAUGGCGCGCAGGGCUGAGCCCCCCGACGGGGGCUGGGGGUGGAUGGUGGUGCUAUCAGCGUUCAUCCAGUCGGCGCUCGUGUUUGGGGUGCUCCGUUCCUUCGGUGUCUUCUUCGUGGAAUUUGUGGCGGCGUUUGAGGAGCAGGCAGCCAGAGUCUCCUGGAUCGCUUCCAUAGGGAUCGCGGUGCAGCAGUUCGGGAGCCCAAUAGGCAGUGCCCUGAGCACGAAGCUGGGGCCCAGGCCUGUGGUGAUGACUGGAGGCAUCUUGGCCGCGCUGGGGAUGCUGCUUGCUUCAUUUGCUACCUCCUUGACCCACCUCUACCUGAGUAUUGGGCUGCUAUCAGGCUCUGGCUGGGCCCUGACCUUCACUCCGACCCUGGCCUGCCUCUCCCGGUACUUCUCUCGACGCCGAUCUCUGGCCAUGGGGCUGGCGCUGACUGGAGUGGGCCUCUCCUCUUUUGCGUUUGCUCCCCUCUUCCAGUGGCUGAUCAGCCGCUAUGCCUGGCGCGGAGCCCUCUUGCUCGUGUCUGCCCUCUCCCUACACCUGAUGGCCUGUGGUGCUCUCCUCCGCCCACUCUCCCUGACUGAAGACACUUCUGUGGGUGGCCCUGGGUCCCAGCUCACCUCCCUCCUCCGUGACGGCCCCUUCGUCCGGUACACUCUUGCCCUUACUCUGAUUAAUACUGGCUACUUCAUCCCCUACGUCCAUUUGGUGGCCCAUCUGCAGGACCUGGGUUGGGACCCACUACCUGCUGCCUUCCUGCUAUCAGUGGCCGCCAUUUCUGACCUCGUGGGCCGGGUGGCAUCUGGUUGGCUGGGAGAUGCCGUCCCGGGACCCGUGGCUCGGCUGCUGAUGCUUUGGACCACCCUGACGGGGGGGUCACUAGUCCUCUUCCCCGUGGCUCAGUCUCCCACAACCCUGGUGGUUCUGGCUGUGACCUAUGGCUUCACAUCAGGGGCCCUGACCCCAGUGGCCUUCUCUGUGAUUCCUGAACUGGUGGGGACUGGAAGGAUUUACUGUGGCCUGGGACUGGUGCAGAUGAUCGAGAGCAUCGGAGGGCUGUUGGGAGCUCCUCUAUCAGGCUACCUCCGGGAUGUGACAGGCAACUACAUGGUUUCCUUCAUGGUGGCUGGGGCCUUCCUUCUGGCAGGAAGUGGAGUUCUUACCACCUUGCCCCAUUUCUUCUCCUGCAUCUCAUCUUCUACCUCCAGACCCCAGGACCUUGGAAUAGAGGCACUGGAUACCAAAAUUCCCCUGCCCAAGGAGGAGGGGUUGGGAGAGGACUGAACUCCACCAGGAGACGGUGGCCAUGGAGAGCCAGAGCUUGGCAGGUCUUCUGCCCCAUCAAGGCAUCCACAGAAGCACAGUGCCUUAGGAUUCUUGAUCUGCCUCCACCAGAGCAGACCUGGGGUUCCUGCAAUUUAUGUGCCAACCCUUUGUAUUUUGUGGACGACUCUCAUAUCACCUCCUUUGUUCUCCCAAGAUUUUUCUGAAGGAUCCAGGAGAUCUCUCAACCCACUGAGUUCUGAAUCAAAUCUGAAAAUCAAAGGUCGAGAGCCUUCUCAUGUUUCA